Chara braunii is the source of this 2178-nucleotide messenger RNA. NCBI's taxonomy places the organism in Eukaryota, Viridiplantae, Streptophyta, Charophyceae, Charales, Characeae. The record is from the annotation of a GenBank genome assembly.
UCGAAGUCUCAGGAAGCCCUUCCAAGCGUAGCCUUGAAUUCGCAGGGACAUAGCUUCCUGUCUGUCCCUCUAUGUGCUUUCCUCCAGAAGGAGUGCGUUCGGUCCCGUAGUUGUGCCCUUAAGCGAAGGUGAUGGCUAAUCAAACGUCGAAUGGGAGGUACAUCCCCCCAACUCCAUCGGCGACUACGAGGGCCAAUGAUAGGCUUAGAGAAGCUGUGGGCAGAUGCUACGCUCAGGGCGAAUGUCCUGAUGACGCCUCGCUGGGGGAAGUGAUAGAGGACGCUGAGGGAAAACGUUUUGUGGUGGAUGGGCGUGUUAAUGCCGUCAAAGAAGAGUGGCUCAAAGAUCAUACAGUCAUCAUCACUUUCCUUGGAGAGGCGAGGAAUCUCUCAAGACAAAUCAAGGAAGACCUAAUCAGGGCUUACGAAGAUGGGUGGUUCGCGAAGAAAUUGUUCGGUGCAUCGGCGGAGCGAGGGAGAGUCAAAUUUGAAGGAGCCAACGUUGCGUCUUAUGUAGCUAGGUCGGAGCAAAUUGCAACCUGGCUGCUCCAACAGAGAGAAUUGAAGAUUAAACUUCAGGAGACUGAGGAGUACGUCGUCUCGUUCAAACCUUGGCUCCCUCUACAGGAGCUCAAGGAAAUGAAGCUACAGGAGGCCGAGUUGAAGUUUUGGAUCAUUGCCUUGAGAGUGCCCUUAGAUGCUUACUUCUACUUGAGAAGUGCAGUCCAAGGCGUGUUCGGUGAAGUAAUAGAAAUGCAUCCGCCUGAGUACGAUAGAUCCAGACCCCGACUGAUGAACGUCAAGUUAGAGAUGUCUCCAAAAGUCAGAGGAAAAAUUGAUGAUGUGUUAAUUAUCGAGUCUCCAGCAGGGGAGAAAUGGAGGGUCGAGAUUGCGUCUCCAUACACUAAUUGGUGUAGGCGCUGUAGGUGGUAUUUCCACACGGAAGCAAAUUGUCUCAGAACACGGCAAGGCGAAGAGAAGGGCGCGAAUGCAGCUGUCAGAUCCGGGGGACACAAAGUGAGAUUUUUUCGACAUCAACAAAGGCAGGAACAACAGGUCAGGAACCACUCGGCUAGCAGGUCUGUCAGAGGAGAGGCGGUGGAAGCGCAGCAGGACGUAGCAGAUUGGGCAACGUCGGGCACGAAUAGUGAUAACCAUGGAGGACGGUGCAAUGAACCGGAACAAACAGCGGAACGGCCUGCCCCACACGGUGAACUGUCGAAGACCUCGAAUUCGUCCAACUCGAGAGUUAGAUGGGGGAGUGAAUGGUACGAGGGGGAGAAGCGCUCUCAGCGCUCAGAGGGGGAAUGCUCUUCGAUGCUCAGUUCGGCGGCGUCCAAGUCACCUAGGAAGGGAGAGGCUUUGAGAGGUGAGGUAGCGAGUUCGUUUCAGGAUAGAAGGGCCGAUACUGUGGAUAGGAGCCAAGCCGAGAAAGUUCAAAGGAGACUUGUCCCAAUUCUGUGCACUAUGGCAAAUGACGGGGUGUAUUUCUUAGCGUUGGCUCAAGCUGACGGGGCGCCCACGUUGCCCUCUGUAGAUGUGGAUCACUCCCCUACGCCAUCCGAGAUCGCUGAGUUCACUAGGUCCUUGUAUGGUCAGCACGUUCCAAUACGUCUGAUCCCGCGCUCCACAAUGGUGAGUUUGAUUGUGGAAUCAGGAGGGAGAUUCUACAAACUCUACUUUCCUCUGCUUGACGCUAGAAUUCCUUCGGAAUUGGCAACCCCCCUGACGCAAGCAGGGGUGAGAUGGAUUCAUAUGUUUAGAUUAUCGGAUAGGUUCACAGAGGAGCUAGAGCUCAUCAAGAUUCUACCUGAUAUCUCGACUCUUAUCCUUCGAAACGUCAACAAGAAACUGCAGAAGGACGAAGACUUGCUGUCCCCCUUCCUUGCGAAAGCACUCACCGCAGACUGGCAGGUGCUGUCGGAAUCGAACUCUUCACGGGGCAGUUCACGAGACAGGUCCAGAUCUUCUCGCAGGUCAAGAGGCACAAGAGCUUCCGAGGCGGAGGGCGAUUCACCCCUUCCCCUGGAGGUAGUUCAGUCACACUCUCGUAUCCAAGAUCAGACGGGAACAGUUGGUUUGGAUGGACAAGCUUAAAUUGGGUUCUUGGAACAUCAGAGGGCUUGGAGACACUAACGGAAGGAACAAGAAGAGAGGUAUCAAGUCAUGGGCCCACGAG